This is a messenger RNA of Pipra filicauda (Wire-tailed manakin), 3173 nucleotides long. RefSeq names its product RAS like family 12 (gene RASL12). The coding region runs from base 290 to 970 and encodes 226 amino acids. Gene Ontology annotation, molecular function: GTPase activity; GTP binding. The transcript has 8 exons. NCBI's taxonomy places the organism in Eukaryota, Metazoa, Chordata, Aves, Passeriformes, Pipridae. The record is from RefSeq and is a predicted model, not a curated record.
AUUUAGGGAGGGUUUAAAAAUAUCCUGCCUGCAUUAAUGGGCAAUAUUCCCAAUGGCGCAGCAGCCCUGCGUGGACACGGAGCAGCCCUCGCCCCCCAGCCUCGGAUAUGGCCCCCCCCAGAAGCCCCUCAGGGCCGGCCCAGGGGCUGUAUCCUGCAGUCCCGGGCACUGAGCCCCAUCCCAAAUGGUUCUGAUCGCCAUGACAACGCUGACUUCAGCCCCUGCCACCUACUCAGGCUCAGAGACACUGGGUGCUGGCUGAUGGAUUGGUGCGGGCACUGGACCGAGGAUGUCCUCGAUGUUCGGCAAACCCCGAGCCAGCGCCGAGCGGCCGCCCCAGACCCCCCUCCCCGAGUGCAAUGUGGCCAUCCUGGGGUGCCGAGGGGCCGGCAAGUCAGCCCUGACUGUCAAGUUUCUAACCAAGAGGUUCAUCAGCGAAUAUGAUCCCAACUUGGAGGACACGUACACCUCGGAGGAGCUGGUGGACCAGCAGCCUGUGCUGCUGAAGGUGAUGGACACGGCUGACCAGGAUGGUCCCGGGAACUGCGAGCGAUACCUGUGCUGGGCCAGUGCCUUCCUGGUCGUCUACAGCAUCGAGGACAGGAGGAGUUUUGAGGGCUGCCAGCGCUACCUCGAGGUGCUCGCCCUGCACGCCCGGGGCUGCCAGCGCCACUGCCCCGUGCUCCUGCUGGGAAACAAGCUGGACAUGGACCAGUACAGGGAAGGCACAACAGGGCCAUGUGGAGUGAAGCAGCAAGCCCAGCCCACUUCUGGGGGCAAGUACCCUGGUGAUGGUCACAGCCUUCAAUUUGCACCGUGUCCCUGGAACACACCAGGGCAAACCCCACCAGCUGCACUGUGUCAGGCUCUGCCUGGAGAGAGGCUGAAUCCCCCUCUGGGAGGAGACAUUAUCUCGGCAAAGCUUCCUGCCUGUCUUCACCCAUGGCCUGCUUCUUCUCACCAGAGGUAGCUCUGGCUGGUGCCCAGAGGCGAGAGCAGAGAGUUGGAGCAGUCCCAGCUCGUGUAGCCCGUGCUGGCACAGAGACUUGUCUGCACUCUGUCAGCCCCCGACACAGAGAGGCAGCUCUGCGUGCCAUGAUUCACCAAAGAGUCGCCUUGCCAAAACCAGUCCUGGAAAUCUGACUCUGGAUUACAGUUCUCCAGUAAUAAAUUCCUAUUUGUUGGACUGGCUUGUAAACACAGGUUGAAUUUAGCAUUUUUUAUCAGAAAAGCUUCAGUGUCUACAAAGAAAACAACAUAUGAGUGCAGCCAACCCCAAAGCACAGGACACACACACACACACAGAGUGCAAAUGGGAAUGACACCCAGUUCGAGAACUGGGGGCAACUUUUCUCAUGGCUGAGCCAGGCUGCUGCUGGUGUAUACCAAGGAAAAUGGGUCCAGAGAGAGAAGAAACCAUAUUUCCAGAAAGUUAAGGUCUUUGCACAUGUGACCUACUUCACCCACACCAUUAUCCUCUAAGCCAGGACUCUACCUUGCAGCAGGAAAAAUGGUAUUAACCAGAAGAUCUUCAUAUUUGUAUAUGCAGCUGGAAUGGAUCACACCUUCACCAGUGUCUCUUCAGUGGUGCAGAUGCCUGGGAAAGAGACAAAGAAACUGAGCUGAGGGAUAACCUGAUUCCCCUCUCUGCUCCAGCUUGGUAUCCAGAGAGGGGACCUCAUGCACCCCUGCAGCUGUGGUGUGUUUUCUUCUGUGAACAUGAGUCUGAGCUGCCAGGACAGGGUGCAGAAAUCUGGGAACCACUGAGGUGACAGGGAGUGGGUGUGGCACAGGGUCUGCUGCCUGGGUUGGAUCACCCUUGCCGAAGUGAUCCCACGAGCUGUGAGCUCAGCUGCUGUGAGCCAGCCCCUCAACAAACCCUCUAAGCUUCCCUCCUUGCUCCCCUGACACGAUCCAGAGAGAGCACAUACUUUGGACAGUGCCUACCUGCUGCCAAUCCAUGGAUGGCAGAAUAAGGGUGUGGAGACGAGGAAGUGGAGGGCUGAGCUCCAAGACAAGGCAAGGCCAGCUUGCCAUUGAGGUUAGGGUGUCUCCCAUCCCUCAGGGAAGCAGAAGGCUCCUCCUUGACCUUUAGUCCCUCAUUUGCCAAUGGCAUCAAUCCAGCUUUUAUGGCUGCUGGUCCAAAUUAUUUCUUAAGCCUCCUUUGGAGGGACCUGCCCUGAGCAGGGGUUCCUGGCUGUCCACUGUGAGUUGGUGAGAUGUUUAAGUGGCUCUCCCCAGCCCACGGCUCACUGGCCUCACCUAAACCAUCACCCACUGGCAGGUCAAUGACACCACAACACACGUGUGUCCCUCAGGCACUCUGGCCCCACAGGCCAUUAAUUAUUAUAUGAAUUAUUAUAUACUUUUAUGACAGUCUGAUACUCUCAACUUUCACCUGCCUUUGUCGUGUGGCCUGGAGCUGUCUGAAACUGUUCCCUGGGAAACUGCUCAUGGCCACAUUCCACUGCGCCAGGCGUGUCAACAAUGCUGCUGCUGACUCCUCGGGGAAGCAUUUGUCCCCUCGGUUAUAGACCUAAUGAUUGCUACUAUUUAGCCCCCAUUCUCAAUGUCUUCACAAUUCAAAGUUCAGAUUUUAUAGCCAACCAGGCAUGCAGGCUUGCUCCCUGCUGCCAGAAAACCACCUGCUAGCAAUUCUUUGAGGAGGGGACUCUCAAGUACAUGCGUGGUCCACUUUGUAUUUCGGAAAAUGUGGGUAAACCUGCUCCCUGCAGUGAGGUGUGCCAAUUACCUUCCCAUCCAGGUAACCUUUAGCUUGUUCACAUGGAUCACCCCUCACAAAGGAGGAAAUAAAGUCUUGAUGCCAAUGAAAAUAAGUUACAACUCAGCUACACCCUAAUGAGAAGUGGCACUUGAAUGUGUUAAAUCUUGCUGUGCAAGGCUUCUGACUAAUCAUUUGCUCGAACAGAAAUAUUUGACAAGCAUGGUGCUGAUUUUCUCCUAAGGUGUUUCAUAACUUGUGGGCCACCUCCCGGUGUCCAUGCACAGCAGGGAUGCUGGAAAGCUGCUGGAAGUACUUCACUGCUUCAUAAAGUAGUGACCAACUGCCAAGUCUCCCCAGAGGUGGGAGGCCAGAACUUCUCAGGUACAACACAGCAGCAGAACGGAUAUUUAUUGUGCGUUAACAGGAAAUUUAGGUAAAAUACUUUAAA